Molecule: messenger RNA, 1861 nt
Organism: Neurospora hispaniola
Lineage: Eukaryota; Fungi; Ascomycota; Sordariomycetes; Sordariales; Sordariaceae
Product: histone acetyltransferase esa-1
Exons: 2
Coding region: 170-1690 (506 amino acids)
Biological process (GO): positive regulation of transcription by RNA polymerase II; negative regulation of DNA-templated transcription
Cellular component (GO): MSL complex; chromatin
Molecular function (GO): histone H4K16 acetyltransferase activity; transcription coregulator activity
Source: RefSeq, a predicted model, not a curated record
CUGAAAGAGUCGCUGAACACUACAAAACACGUCAAGACCGACAUUUGCGCGUCGCCCGUUAAGUUGAUCGCAUUCAAUCGCUCACUGUCCACAACAAUCAGUUCUUGUCGCAAACCAUCGCAGUUUAUCGACCGAACCUUAUACAAUUGGACCAAACAGCGCCGCCAAUAUGAGUCCCCCAGGUGGCGAUGCCACUGUCGGCUCCGACGAGAAGCGACAGAAGGGUAAGGCGACGCCCGACACCAUCAAAAUGGGAUGUAUCGCCAUGGUAAUGAAAGAAGGCCAACUACGACGAGCAGAAAUCCUCAGUAUCAAAGACACCAAAUCCGGCCGGCAAUUCUACUGCAACUUUGACAACUUCAACAAGCGUCUCGACGAAUGGGUGCCGGCCGCCAGAAUCGAUUUUGAGCAGGACGUCGAGUGGCCCAACCCGGACAAGGACAAGCAGAAGGACGCCAAGACCAAGAAGAACAACUCGACAGUAUCCAAGAAACAGCCGUCCAAGAAGAACAACCAGAAGAAGGCCAGCAAGAGGGAGCAGUCAGUCGCAUCGGACGGGCAGACACCACACCCAUGGACCGAGUUUGUCGAUAGCCAGCCAGGGAAGAAUAACAGGCAACGGGGGAAGACGGAAGAUGGAACCGACGUCAACGCCAGUUUGGAGGUUGGUGGGGACAAGGGAGUCAAGAGGAAGGCCGACGAGAUCGAUAUGGAUGAGGACGAAAUACCAGCCGCUAAGAAACAACGCCAACCGUCUUUUUCCAGGGAACAAGAGAUUGAGAAGCUGCGAACAUCUGGCUCCAUGACCCAGAACCCCACGGAAAUCUCGCGCAUUCGAAACAUCUCCAAGGUGGAAUUCGGCCGCUACGUCCUCUUCCCGUGGUACUUCUCCCCCUACCCGCAGAUCUUUGACCAAGAAGACUGCAUCUACAUCUGCGAGUUCUGUCUUUCGUACUACGGCGAGUUGAAAUCCUUUGUGCGUCACCGACAAAAGUGCACUUUACACCACCCGCCCGGAAACGAAAUCUAUCGGGACGACUACGUCUCCUUCUUCGAGAUCGACGGACGACGUCAGCGCACCUGGUGUCGCAACCUCUGCUUGCUGUCCAAGAUGUUUCUCGACCACAAAACCCUUUACUACGACGUCGACCCGUUCUUGUUCUACGUCAUGACCACCCGCGACGACCGGGGGUGCCAUAUCAUCGGGUACUUCUCCAAAGAGAAAGAGUCUACAGACGGGUACAACGUCGCCUGUAUCUUGACCCUCCCGCAGUACCAACGCAAGGGAUACGGUCGCCUGCUCAUCCAGUUCUCGUACGAACUGUCCAAAAUCGAAGGCAAGCUCGGCUCGCCCGAGAAGCCCCUGUCCGAUCUGGGUCUGCUGUCAUAUAGACAGUACUGGUCCGAGAACAUUAUCGACAUCCUGCUCGGGUACAACGAGCGAAAGGAAGCUUGCACGAUUGAGAACAUUGCUGUUGCCCUGGCCAUGACGACGCAGGACGUGGAGCAUACGUUGCAGGCGCUCAAGAUGCAGGUGUACCACAAGGGCGAGCACAAGAUUGUGGUGCCGGAGAAGCUGAUCAAGCAGAGGGAGAAGAGCAAGGCGAAGCAAAAGAGGUUGAUUGAUCCCGAGAGGAUCCAGUGGAAGCCGCCGGUCUUCACGGCGCUCAAUCGGACGUGGGGGUGGUAGUUGCGCUCGCCUCCCAAAUAUUAAUGAUACACCAAGACGACACACUCGUGACACCACCACACAGAUUCAUGACCCAAUAAAAAUACGAAACUAUCAGCAUUGCGCCAACCAAAGAAGAUCAAUAUCUGGAUCGACUAGAUAUUGGAAAUCCUGCAGUAGUGUAUGGAAACA